Messenger RNA from Paramecium tetraurelia, 507 nucleotides. RefSeq lists its product as uncharacterized. NCBI's taxonomy places the organism in Eukaryota, Ciliophora, Oligohymenophorea, Peniculida, Parameciidae. Gene Ontology annotation, cellular component: exon-exon junction complex; nucleus. The record is from RefSeq and is a predicted model, not a curated record. The transcript has 4 exons. Gene Ontology annotation, biological process: RNA splicing.
AUGCAAGUUAAUUAAAAUGAAGAGUUUUAUCUCAGAUAUUAUGUUGGACACAAAGGUGUUUAUGGACAUGAGUUUCUUGAGUUCGAGUUCAGAAAUGAUGGCAGAUUGAGAUAUGCAAACAAUUCAAAUUACAAAUAAGAUGUUUUGAUCAGAAAGGAAUGUUAUGUUUCUGAUGCAGUGAUAGAGGAGAUUAAACGUAUGAUUGAGGAUUCAGAAAUCGUCAAAGAAAAUGAUUCGAAAUGGCCAGCACCUGAUAAAAUAGGGAGAUAAGAAUUAGAAAUCAAGCUUGGAAACAAUCAUAUUUCAUUUACUACGUCGAAAUUAGGAUCUAUACAAGAUGUACAAAAUAGCUAGGAUCCUGAUGGGUUGAGAGUGUUUUUCUACUUGGUUCAAGAUGUAAAAUGUUUUGUCUUUUCUUUAAUUGGCCUACACUUUAGAGUAUUAUUCUAGCUUAAUAUCAUUAGAUAAAGCCAGUCAAUUGAGCAUAUCUUAAUAAUUAAAAAAUGA